AUGAAAAGAUUGUCUCUAGAAAUUCAAGCUCUAGGCUUUGACGUAAAAGAAAUUUCACUACCAAGACAACGGAAGCUUCCUAAGAAACUGGAUGAGCGACCAGAAAAUGCUUUUAAUUUUUGUAGAGCUGAAAAUUUUAUGCGUACCAAUAUUUUAUUUGCUGCUAUCGACAAUAUGGUAGAAAAUAUGAGAAUGAGAUUCUCAGAAAAUGACUAUAAAUUCAUAGCAUAUAUUAAGAAUUGUCUCAUGCUGAAUAAAAAUAAUUUCAAGAAGAAAGAAGCAAAUAAAAUUAAUGAAUUUUACAAAUUAACUGAAGACAUGAAUCAGCUCUAUCGGGAAUUAGAGAUUUAUAGGCAGUUUUUCUCCCCAAACGUUGAAAAUAGCAUAAAAGACUGUACUCAAAAAUUCUUACAUAGCGAUCUCAAAGUAAUGUUACCAUUAGUAUGGAAACUUUUCCAAAUCAUAUUAACAUGCCCAGUAAGUACUGCUUCAGCUGAAAGAUAUUUCUCAACAUUGAAAAUUCUUAAAGACUAUUUGAGGAAUACUAUGGGUGAAGAGAGAGACUAA
Molecule: messenger RNA, 567 nt
Organism: Psylliodes chrysocephalus
Lineage: Eukaryota; Metazoa; Arthropoda; Insecta; Coleoptera; Chrysomelidae
Source: the annotation of a GenBank genome assembly